Coffea eugenioides is the source of this 4980-nucleotide messenger RNA. RefSeq lists its product as uncharacterized. Gene Ontology annotation, molecular function: nucleic acid binding; RNA-DNA hybrid ribonuclease activity. The record is from RefSeq and is a predicted model, not a curated record. Gene Ontology annotation, biological process: DNA integration. NCBI's taxonomy places the organism in Eukaryota, Viridiplantae, Streptophyta, Magnoliopsida, Gentianales, Rubiaceae. The transcript has a single exon. The coding region runs from base 1 to 4980 and encodes 1659 amino acids.
AUGGUCCCCCCAAAUUUCAAACUUCCCGUCCUACGUUCCUAUGAUGGCCGAGGUGACCCCGAGGAUCACCUCCGCGCCUUCCUCUCUGCAUUUCGGCUCUACUGCGUCCCCGACGCAGUAAUUUGCCGAGCUUUCCCCAUCUUCUUGCAGGGCACGGCCCGAAAAUGGUUUUGGGGCUUAGAACCGAGGAGCAUUUCCUCUCUGGAUGAGUUGAUAGAUCGGUUCAUUCACCGCUUUGUAUCAUCUCGUCCGAUUACGAAGACUUCGGCCUACCUCUUGAACCUGCAGCAAGCCCCCGGCGAGUCACUGCGCUCCUACGUGCAGAGGUUCAAUGAGGAGAACGUGCAGAUACCUGAUCAGCAUGAGCAGGUAACCAUAGCUGCCUUCACCAAUGGGCUGAUCGCGGGAAUCUUCAAUACUGAGAUACACCGGGAUUACCCCCGCACACUUCGGGAACUCUGGGAUCGAGUAGAUCAGGAAAUCCGAAGUGAAGAUCUAAACCGCAUGAAGCGAGAGGCUCAAGCCACUCGUACCGGGCAGGAUUCCCGGAGGAAAAAAGACACCAGCCGAGGCGAACAAGGCCCCAGUGGCUCGUCGACUCAGUUCCGAGACCGCCGAAGUGUCUUCGACCGGAUUGUGAAAGGCAGGUCGUCCACCUCGGACGCCGAGCUGACACCUCUCAAUUCCAGCCGGACCCAUGUCCUGGCUGUGAUGAGGCAGAAUCACCUCGGCCGAAACCCUCCUGAAAUUCCAGGGAGGAGAGAUAAGAGGAACUCGAACUUCUAUUGUGCCUACCACCGGGAUGUUGGGCACGAGACUGAAGACUGCAAUGAUCUGAAGCGAGAGAUCGAGAAUUUGAUCCGGCAGGGAUACCUGAAGCAAUUCGUCCGCAAGGAUGGAGGCUUCAACCAAAGUGUCUCCCACCGGGAGAACCGGGGCCCCCGCCGAGACGACCGGCGGGACACGAACAUGCUUUGCCGAGGUCCCGAAGACCGUAGGGAGGACAAGCCGCCUCCACGCGAUGGAUCACCGGGCAACGGCCCCAACAUCGCCGGGGUGAUCAACACCAUCGCAGGAGGACCAACGGGAGGAGACAGCCAGAACUCCCGGAAGCGGACCUACCGCCAGGCCGGGAUGGAGGUGGCCGAGCCGAGCUCUCGACUGUCCGAGGUCAUCACCUAUGGUCCCACUGACCCAGUUCCUGCGGCCUCCAGCAAUCACGAAGCUCUUGUGAUUGAAGUCCUCACUAACAACUACAUAGUCAAAAAGGUCUAUGUUGACCCCGGAAGCUCGGUAGACGUCUUGUACUACCGAACUUUUGAGAGUUUGAAACUGAUCAGGGAGCAACUCACUCCUGUCAGAACUCCCCUCGUUGGAUUCGGGGGACACGUCGUCCAUCCGGAGGGCAUGGUGACCCUGAUCGUAACAAUCGGGCGACAUCCACGCUGCCGAACUGUGCCUGUCAGUUUUGCGGUGGUCAAAGCAGACUCUCCCUACAACAUGCUGAUAGGCCGGCCCACGCUCAACGCCUUGAGAGCCGUAUACUCCACCUACCACCUGAGCUUUAAAUUCCCAACACCUGAGGGGGUGGCCGAGGUGAGCAGCGAUGUGGGCGCCGCCCGAGAAUGCUAUCUCGCCACCAUUCAAGCAGCAGUCACACCCCGGCCCUCGCCGAGGUCAGAAGAAAAGAGACCUGCGGUCCUCUCCAUAGACAGCAUCGACCCUCAGAAGGCAGGAGAGCCCAACAGGCUUGAGCCCGGGGAUGAGGUGGAACAAGUGGUCUUGGAUGAAGCGAAACCUGACCAAGUGAUCCAAGUAGGGGCCGGACUCCCCUCACCCCUGAAAGAAGAAAUGAUCUCCCUGAUCAAGGAUCACCGAGACGUCUUCGCGUGGUCCGCAGAUGAAGUGGUCGGAGUGCCACCCGAGCUCAUGAUUCACCAACUCAACGUUAACCCACAGGCCCGACCUGUGCGGCAGAAACGAAGGCACUUCGGCCCCGAACGUAGCAAGGCCAUAUCGGAUGUGGUCGACAAGCUCUUGCCCGCCAAGAUGAUCCAUGAGGUCCAAUACCCAACUUGGCUGUCCAAUCCAGUCAUGGUCAAAAAGGACAUCGGUGGAUGGAGAAUGUGUGUGGACUUCACCGACCUCAACAAGGCCUGCUCCAAAGAUUGCUACACCCUGCCGAGGAUAGACGCCCUCGUCGACUCGGCAAUAGGACACGUGAUCCCCUGCUUCCUGGAUGCCUUCAAAGGGUAUCAUCAGAUAGGAAUGAGUGAAGAGGAUCAAGAAAAGACAGCGUUCUACACCGACCAAGGUGUAUACUGCUAUACUACCAUGCCCUUCGGCUUAAAAAACGCCGGGGCGACCUAUCAAAGGUUGAUCAAUCGCCUCUUCAAAGAUCAGAUCGGCCGAAAUGUGGAAGCCUAUGUGGACGACAUUCUCGUCAAAAGUUUAACCACUUCGGCCUUCUUAUCAGAUGUCAAGGAGGUCUUAGGCGUUCUGCGGGACUCAAGGAUGAAGUUAAAUCCCAAGAAGUGUGUCUUUGGUGUCACCUCAGGAAAAUUUUUGGGGUAUCUGGUUUCCCACCGGGGAAUCGAAGCUAACCCCGACAAAGUCAAGGCCAUCCAGGACAUGUCCCCACCUCGGAACCUCCGGGAAGUCCAGAGGCUGAAUGGACGCCUGGCUGCACUGAACCGCUUCCUAUCCCAGUCCGCAGAAAAAGCUUUGCCCUUUUUCAAGGUGCUUAAGAAGGCCGAUCAGUUCGCCUGGACUGAGGAGUGCCAGGCUGCCUUCGACAAGCUGAAGCAAUACCUGCACCACCUACCCACCCUCGCUUCACCUCGGCCCGAGGAGAAGCUGUACCUCUACCUCUCCGCAGCGGACGAGGCUGUCAGCGCCGUACUCAUCCGGGAUGAGGGCACUCAAGUGCCGGUCUACUAUGUCAGCCGAGCUCUCCGUGGGCCGGAGACUCGAUACACUCAAGUGGAAAAACUUGUGCUAGGACUAGUCCACGCCGCCCACCGGCUGAAACCCUAUUUCUUAGCUCAUCCCAUCUCCAUCAGGACCGACCAGCCUCUCCGACAGAUACUGGUGCGGCCCGAGGCCUCUGGGCGCCUCACUAAAUGGGCCGUUGAGUUGGGGGAGUACGACCUGUCGUAUGAGCCACGCACAGCCAUAAAGGCUCAAGCCUUAGCCGACUUCUUGGCCGAGCUCACCUUCACGGAAGGUCGAGAGUCCACUUCCGCCCUAGCCGAAGUAGCCACCUCACACCUGUGGAUGCUGUACGUGGACGGAUCCUCCAACGGGGAUGGCAGUGGGGCGGGACUGCUCCUGGAGGGCCCCCAGGGAGAAGUGUGCUCGUAUGCCCUCCGCUUUGACUUCCCGGCCACCAACAAUGAAGCCGAAUAUGAGGCCUUAAUUGCGGGAUUCCAGCUAGCCCGCAGGCUCGGUGCACAGCGGAUCCACGUCCGCAGCGACUCCCAACUCGUAGUAUGCCAAGUCCUUGGUGAGUAUGAGGCCAAGGAUGAAACCAUGCAACGGUAUCUAGCCAAAGUCCACCAACUCAUCGCAUACUUCGAGUUUUUCGGGAUCCAAAGAAUCCCCCGCUCCCAGAAUAGGCGGGCCGACGCCUUAUCCCGGUUGGCUUCCACCUCAUUUUCUGACCUCAACAAGACAGUCUUAGUGGAAGUCCUGAAUGAAUCGGGAUACAUGGAAGAGGUGGCCUACCCUGUGCACUCUGAAGAUACUUGGAUGACCCCGUUCAUCCUUUUCUUAGGGCAGGGAGUCCUCCCCGAGGACCGGGCCGAAGCGAGAAAGAUACAACGUAAAUCUGCUCGGUACACGCUCCGCGAUGGAGAACUGUAUAAACGCUCAUACCUUGGCCCCUGGCUGAGGUGCGUUACACCCGAGGCAGGACGCCAGGUCCUCCAUGAGAUACACGAAGGCCUAUGCGGGGCUCACGUCGGCCACAGGAUGUUAGCCAGGAAGACCUUACUUCUUGGAUAUUUCUGGCCUUCCCUUCGACAAGAUGCCCAAAAUCUUGUUCUCAGUUGCCCAUCCUGCCAAGUCCACGCCCCUGAGCUUCACCAACCCUCGAACUUCAUGGUUCCAGUCACCUCACCCUGGCCGUUUGAGCAAUGGGGGACAGACAUCAUCGGUUCUUUCCCUAAAGCGGUCGGGGGCUAUACCUUUCUGGUGACCGCUGUGGACUACUUCACUAAGUGGGUCGAGGCCGAGCCUCUGCGGACCAUCUUAGGGCUGGCCAUUCAAAAAUUCUUUUGGAAAUGCAUUAUCUGCCGCUUCGGCAUACCUCAGAUCAUCAUCUCGGACAAUGGGAGACAGUUUGCCGAGAACCCAUUUAAGGCUUGGUGCCAGAACCUCGGCAUCAAACAACAUUUCACUUCGGUGGGCCAUCCUCAGGCCAAUGGUCAGGCAGAAAAUUUUAACCGAACUCUCUUGCAUGGCCUCAAGACUCGACUACACCGAGCUGGCUCAUCUUGGGUGGAGGAACUCCCCAGUGUUCUGUGGUCAUAUCGGACCACGCCGAGGUCAUCCACGCAAGAGACUCCCUUCUCCUUGACCUAUGGAGCCGAGGCUGUCAUUCCUGCUGAGCUCCUCACACCCAGUCCUCGGCUAACAGCCUAUGUAGCCGAGGUGAACGGAGAAGAGAGGCAGUUAGAUCUCGACCUCAUCGACGAGAAAAGAGACCUUGCCUCAACUCAGAUAGCUUCCUACAAGAACACCCUAGCCCACUAUUACAAUGCCCGCGUCAAGCAUCGGCGAUUCUUGCCAGGAGACUUGGUGCUUAGAAAAAACUCGGUCAGCCGAGCUGAACCGCAAGGGAAAUUGGGCCCGAAAUGGGAAGGCCCUUACCGAGUUGUGGAAUCUAGUCUAAGUGGGUAUUGCAAAUUGAGCUACCGAGAUGGCUCGUUAGUGCCGAGGACUUGGCACGCCGAGAACCUGAGACUGUAUUAUGCUUGA